UAACAGUGUCAACUGUUGCUCCGGCAUUUACGUUUGCCAUUCGCCCAAAAACCACAAACAUUAAUCACAUUUUUAAAGCGCAGAUUUUAGAUUUAAUUAAACCCAAAAUGGAAGACUGGCGCGGUCUUUGCCGCACCUGUGGAAUAACAAUAAAUGAAAAGAUCGCAAGAGCAAAGCUUUUUGAGGAACUCAACUACCCACUAGUAUCUUUAAUUGAGGAUAUCACCGACAUGUGGAUGGAGAGCGACAGGAGCUUGCCAGAAUAUAUAUGCAAUAAAUGCAAAUCCUUGUUGGAAGAGGUUGUUGAAUUUCGUGUUAGUUGCCUCGACACUCACAAAAAGCUAUUGGAGGCCAAAAGACGGGCGAUAAAAAAUCUUAAGGAUGAGCACAACUUGUGUGAAGACAUCGAAAAUGUAAAUAAUACGGACUGUGUUGAACUUCAACAAGCAAACUCGAAAUCCAAUUGCGAAGCAGUUGAAAUCCAAUGCCCGGAACCAUCCAAGUCCAGCGCCAAAGCAAAUAGAAUAAAUAGAAGAAGCAGCUCCAAGAAACCAAACACAUGGAUUUGCGAACAAUGUGGCGGAGAGUUUAAAUGCUCAACAUAUUUAAAACUGCAUAUGUUACGCCAUACGGGGAAAAAGGAAUUUGAGUGUGAUAUUUGUAAGCGGCGAUAUUACACACAUAACGAAAUGAUCCGUCACAAGAUCUUGCACUCCAAAGCCAGACCAUAUUCUUGUCGCUUCUGUGACAAAUCAUUUCGUGGCACCAGCAGUAAGGCAGUUCACGAAAGAACCCAUACAAAUGAACGUCCCUUUGCCUGCCAAUACUGCGAGAAAACAUUUACCUCCACCUCUGUUCGAAGAAUGCACGAACGUGUUCAUAUUAAUAAUCGGAAAUAUCAUUGUGAACCAUGCGACCAAUGGUUUCAGCGAUCCUCCCAUUUAUCGCUGCAUCAACGGACCAAACUGCACAAGAGUAAAAUUAUCAAUACUUAAUGGUUUUUUAGUUUUUUAAAAUAAUGUCAUUCAAAAUUGGUAUGGUACAGUUGCUUCUGUGUGAGUGUCAGACAAUAAACAGCUGAUGUAAUUUGUGUGAA
Drosophila grimshawi is the source of this 1096-nucleotide messenger RNA. RefSeq names its product zinc finger protein 436. The record is from RefSeq and is a predicted model, not a curated record. Gene Ontology annotation, biological process: regulation of transcription by RNA polymerase II. Gene Ontology annotation, cellular component: nucleus. The coding region runs from base 108 to 995 and encodes 295 amino acids. Gene Ontology annotation, molecular function: zinc ion binding; RNA polymerase II cis-regulatory region sequence-specific DNA binding; DNA-binding transcription factor activity. Lineage: Eukaryota; Metazoa; Arthropoda; Insecta; Diptera; Drosophilidae. The transcript is spliced from 4 exons.